Molecule: messenger RNA, 345 nt
Organism: Insectozyma verbasci
Lineage: Eukaryota; Fungi; Ascomycota; Pichiomycetes; Serinales; Debaryomycetaceae
Source: the annotation of a GenBank genome assembly
AUGAGUGAAAUAGAUAGGAAAACAAGAUUAGCUGAAUUAAGGAAGAAGAGACAAAAUAGGCAGAAAGAAGAAGAGAAGCUACUGACGGAAGAGCCUAUUAAAGAUGAAACAAUAAAAGAAGAAGAAGCAGAGGUUGUAGAUGAACCAACAAUAUCUGAAAAUGAUAAAUCUAAGGAUAUACAAGGUGAGACAGUGAACCCAGUUGAAGAUGAAUCUAUACCUUCUAAAGUAUCAUAUACUAAAGAUUUAAAAGAAGAUCUAAGUAAAUAUUAUCGUAAAGCUAAUUUAAAAACUACUCUCAAAUUAAAUAAAAUAAUCCAAGAUAAAUAUAUACUACCAAAUUAG